AAUGCUGUGGAGGGUCGACACGAGCCUUGUCUCGUGAGGACUGAUGAGUAGCAGGUGUCUGCUUGCUACAUUAAAAAUGCCCAGGAAGGAGCAGGCUGUUUUUCUGAGCAUGGCUGAUGAAGCCUCUGUUGCUUUUGACCAAUUAGUGUGGCCACGGAGGGCUAAGUGACCUGGUUUACAGCUACCAUUAGAAUCACAAGCUGUAGGACUCUCACGGAUGGCACAAAACAGAAAAGGGAGCGGAAGAAGACGGUGUCUUUCAGCAGUAUGCCUACGGAGAAGAAGAUCAGCAGUGCUAGUGACUGUAUCAACUCAAUGGUGGAGGGUUCAGAACUCAAAAAGGUCCGCUCCAACUCUAGAAUAUACCAUAGGUAUUUUUUACUAGAUGCUGACAUGCAAAGCCUGAGGUGGGAGCCAUCUAAGAAGGAUUCUGAGAAAGCCAAGAUUGAUAUUAAAUCCAUCAAGGAAGUGAGAACAGGAAAGAAUACAGACAUAUUUCGUAGCAAUGGCAUUUCAGACCAGAUAUCUGAAGAUUGUGCAUUUUCAGUCAUAUAUGGAGAGAAUUACGAGUCACUUGAUUUGGUUGCCAACUCUGCAGAUAUUGCAAACAUCUGGGUUACAGGACUUCGGUACCUAAUUUCUUAUGGAAAACAUACGCUCGAUAUGUUAGAAAGUAGCCAAGACAACAUGAGGACUUCUUGGGUUUCACAAAUGUUUAGUGAAAUUGAUGUAGAUAGUAUUGGACAUAUAACUCUGUGUAAUGCUGUGCAGUGUAUCAGAAACCUCAAUCCUGGUUUGAAAAUAAGCAAAAUUGAGCUUAAGUUCAAAGAAUUGCAUAAAUCCAAGGACAAAGCUGGUACAGAAGUCACAAAGGAAGAAUUUAUUGAAGUUUUCCAUGAGCUUUGUACUAGACCUGAAAUUUAUUUCCUUUUAGUUCAGUUUUCAAGCAAUAAAGAAUUCCUUGAUACUAAGGAUCUUAUGAUGUUUCUGGAGGCAGAACAGGGUGUGGCACAUAUAAAUGAGGAGAUAAGCCUUGAAAUUAUUCACAAAUAUGAGCCAUCCAAGGAAGGCCAGGAAAAGGGCUGGCUGUCCAUAGAUGGAUUCACUAACUACCUUAUGUCACCUGACUGUUACAUAUUUGAUCCAGAACAUAAGAAAGUUUGUCAGGAUAUGAAACAACCUCUUUCUCAUUACUUUAUAAACUCAUCUCACAACACAUACUUAAUAGAGGAUCAGUUCCGAGGUCCUUCUGACAUCACAGGAUAUAUCCGAGCUCUUAAAAUGGGUUGCCGGAGUGUUGAAUUGGAUGUAUGGGAUGGGCCAGAUAAUGAACCUGUAAUCUACACAGGCCACACCAUGACCUCUCAGAUAGUCUUCCGCAGUGUCAUUGAUAUUAUUAAUAAGUAUGCAUUCUUUGCUUCAGAGUAUCCUUUAAUCUUAUGCUUAGAAAAUCACUGUUCUAUCAAACAACAAAAAGUAAUGGUUCAACACAUGAAGAAAAUUUUAGGAGACAAGCUCUAUACAACAUCACCCAAUGUUGAGGAAUCUUAUCUGCCAUCCCCGGAUGUCCUGAAAGGGAAAAUACUAAUUAAAGCAAAGAAGCUAUCCUCCAAUUGCUCUGGAGUAGAAGGAGAUGUCACUGAUGAGGAUGAAGGAGCAGAAAUGUCUCAGAGGAUGGGAAAAGAGAAUGUGGAGCAGCCCAACAGUGUGCCCGUGAAGCGAUUUCAGCUUUGCAAAGAACUCUCUGAACUGGUCAGCAUCUGUAAGUCAGUUCAGUUCAAGGAAUUUCAGGUGUCAUUUCAGGUCCAGAAGUACUGGGAAGUCUGCUCCUUUAAUGAAGUGCUAGCCAGCAAAUAUGCCAAUGAAAAUCCAGGAGACUUUGUGAAUUACAACAAGCGUUUUCUUGCUCGGGUCUUUCCUAGUCCAAUGAGAAUUGACUCUAGUAACAUGAACCCUCAAGAUUUUUGGAAAUGUGGCUGUCAGAUUGUGGCCAUGAACUUCCAGACACCAGGGCUUAUGAUGGACCUCAAUAUUGGCUGGUUUAGGCAGAAUGGAAACUGUGGCUAUGUCCUUCGGCCCGCCAUCAUGAGGGAGGAAGUCUCUUUUUUCAGUGCCAAUACAAAAGACUCUGUCCCCGGAGUCUCACCUCAGCUUCUUCACAUCAAAAUCAUCAGUGGGCAGAACUUUCCCAAGCCCAAAGGCUCGGGAGCCAAAGGCGACGUGGUGGAUCCCUACAUCUAUGUGGAAAUCCACGGGAUCCCUGCUGACUGUGCAGAACAGAGGACAAAAACAGUGCACCAGAACGGAGAUGCCCCCAUUUUUGAUGAAAGCUUUGAAUUUCAAAUCAAUCUGCCUGAGCUGGCCAUGGUGCGCUUUGUAGUGCUCGAUGACGAUUACAUUGGGGAUGAAUUUAUCGGUCAGUACACGAUCCCCUUUGAGUGUUUGCAGACAGGCUACCGCCACGUCCCCCUGCAGUCUUUGACGGGAGAAGUUCUCGCACACGCUUCUUUGUUUGUCCAUGUGGCUAUUACUAACCGAAGAGGAGGAGGAAAGCCUCAUAAGAGGGGCCUUUCUGUGCGAAAAGGGAAGAAAUCCAGGGAGUAUGCAUCUUUGAGAACAUUGUGGAUUAAAACUGUGGAUGAAGUGUUCAAGAAUGCCCAGCCCCUGAUUCGGGAUGCCACAGACCUGAGAGAGAACAUGCAGAACGCAGUGGUGUCAUUCAAGGAGCUGUGUGGCCUCUCCUCAGUGGCCAAUCUCAUGCAGUGCGUAUUGGCAGUAUCUCCCCGCUUCCUGGGGCCUGAUAACACACCCCUGGUGGUCUUGAACCUCAGCGAGUCGUAUCCCACAAUGGAGCUGCAGGGAAUUGUGCCAGAGGUUCUGAAGAAAAUCGUGACAACUUAUGACAUGAUGAUUCAGUCCCUCAAGGCGCUGAUUGAGAAUGCAGAUGCUGUGUAUGAAAAGAUCGUGCAUUGUCAGAAGGCAGCCAUGGAAUUCCACGAACAUUUGCACAGCAUAGGCACCAAAGAGGGCCUGAAGGAGCGAAAACUACAAAAAGCAGUGGAGAGCUUUACCUGGAAUAUUACCAUCCUAAAGGGACAAGCAGAUCUUUUGAAAUAUGCUAAGAACGAGACAUUGGAGAACCUGAAACAAAUCCAUUAUGCUGCUGUUUCGUGUGGACUGAAUAAGCCAGGCACUGAAAACACCGAAGCCCAGAGGCCACGCCGGAGCCUUGAAGUCAUACCUGAAAGAGCAAACGAUGAAACUGGAGAAUAGGGGCACCUUCUGUACGUCGUUAUGGAGUUUAUAACUCUAGGACCAAUGGUAGUCAAAUGAGACAUUUGCUUUGCACUCGUUACUGAGAUUAAUAUUUGGGAUUUUAAAGCACAACUGGAAUAGCUAAUUACAGUGUAUGAAAACUGUGAAUGUAUGUAGCAAUCCUGUGUGUAAAGGCAAAUAAACUGUUUAACAAGAAGUUAUAUUCCUGGAAAAACAUGCUAUAUUUGUAUACAGAAACCUCCUAACUCAGUUCUGGUAUGAAGAACAGAUUAGUCACUUUAGUUCCAUUGAGAAACAGAUAUUUUCCUAAGUGAAAAUAAUUUCUUAAGAUUGAAAAUGAUUGGACUGUCAAAUCCUAUUUAUUGGUGAUAAGACCUUAUCUGCUCAUUUUAUAUAUGUGUGGUUGCCAAAGUCUCUGGGUUAGGGAUGAUUUUGGUGUCAUGCUUGCUGAGCCAUAAUUAUGAGGAGAACUCUGAGGACAGGUUUCCUGAGCCCUGGGAACCUUGGUAAGCCUUUGAGGAGGAGGAGGACAAUGUGCAAUUGGACUGAAGCUCCCUGGGCAAAGACUUGUUUCAGCACAUGGGGAGGUGGAAGGCACAACAGCGACAACCUGGAAGUGAUGCCUUGUAAAUAGUUUUUCAUUGUAUGGAGUAGUGUUCACAUUAAAGAGAUGUUUUAUGAUACUUCUCCA
Messenger RNA from Octodon degus (degu), 3967 nucleotides. It is a transcript of the gene Plcl2, whose product is annotated as phospholipase C like 2. Gene Ontology annotation, molecular function: phosphatidylinositol-4,5-bisphosphate phospholipase C activity; GABA receptor binding; inositol 1,4,5 trisphosphate binding. Lineage: Eukaryota; Metazoa; Chordata; Mammalia; Rodentia; Octodontidae. The record is from RefSeq and is a predicted model, not a curated record. Bases 268 to 3273 code for a protein of 1001 amino acids. The transcript is spliced from 6 exons. Gene Ontology annotation, biological process: lipid metabolic process; regulation of synaptic transmission, GABAergic; intracellular signal transduction.